AUGGAAGGCUCCAAUGGCUUUGGGAUUGACUCCAUUCUCUCCCACCGAGCGGGCAGCCCCGCCCUUCCCAAGGGGGACCCCUUGCUUGGGGACUGCCGUUCACCCCUGGAGCUAAGUCCACGCUCAGAGAGCAGCAGCGACUGCUCUUCGCCAGCCUCACCUGGAAGAGACUGUCUGGAGACCAGUACCUCGCGGCCCGGUGCUGCAUCUGGCCCAGGUUUGGACUCUCACCUGCAGCAGGGGCAGCUUUCAGCCCCAGCCCAGUCGCGAACCGUCACCUCCUCCUUUCUGAUCAGGGACAUCCUUGCUGACUGCAAACCUCUCGCGGCCUGUGCACCCUACUCGAGCAGCGGGCAGCCUGCAGCCCCUGAGCCUGGGGGCCGCCUUGCGGCCAAGGCCGGGGAGGACUUUCGCGACAAGCUGGACAAAAGUGUCAGCAGCGCCUCGUCGGACUCUGAGUACAAAGUGAAGGAGGAGGGCGACCGCGAGAUCUCCAGCUCUAGGGACAGUCCCCCUGUGCGCCUGAAAAAGCCACGAAAAGCGCGCACCGCCUUCACCGACCAUCAGCUGGCGCAGCUGGAGCGUAGCUUCGAGCGGCAAAAAUACCUGAGUGUUCAAGACCGCAUGGAGCUGGCUGCCUCGCUCAACCUCACUGAUACACAGGUCAAGACCUGGUACCAGAACCGCAGGACUAAAUGGAAGCGACAAACGGCCGUGGGGCUGGAGCUGCUGGCGGAGGCAGGCAAUUACUCGGCGCUUCAGAGAAUGUUCCCGUCGCCUUAUUUCUACCCACAGAGCCUCGUUUCCAACCUGGACCCGGGUGCCGCGCUCUACCUGUACCGCGGCCCCAGCGCGCCUCCGCCUGCCCUCCAGAGACCUCUGGUGCCCCGUAUCCUCAUCCACGGACUCCAGGGCGCCAGCGAGCCGCCCCCGCCGCUGCCCCCGCUGCCCGGCGUCCUCCCGCGCGCCGCGCAGCCUCGGUGA
Arvicola amphibius (Eurasian water vole) is the source of this 984-nucleotide messenger RNA. RefSeq names its product BarH like homeobox 1 (gene Barhl1). The transcript is spliced from 3 exons. Gene Ontology annotation, molecular function: RNA polymerase II transcription regulatory region sequence-specific DNA binding; DNA-binding transcription factor activity, RNA polymerase II-specific. The coding region runs from base 1 to 984 and encodes 327 amino acids. The record is from RefSeq and is a predicted model, not a curated record. Lineage: Eukaryota; Metazoa; Chordata; Mammalia; Rodentia; Cricetidae. Gene Ontology annotation, biological process: regulation of transcription by RNA polymerase II. Gene Ontology annotation, cellular component: nucleus.